AGAAAGAGAGAGAAAGAGAAAGGAGAGCGUAAAGGGAGAAAACAAAACCAGAGAUCCACAGGAAAAGAGUGUGCAGGAGAAAGCCCAACAGUCGCCCUCUACCCUUGAUCAGUCCAGCGUCCAGUCCUGCUAGCCCCAAGUUUGUUGGAAAAUCCUGGCACCAAAUUAAGAAAGUUGAUUCAUAUUUCCACAGUCUUCACAAAAACUUGAAAUGGCCUCCACUGCAGGCACCGUCAUGAGUCGAAGCAUACCAGUUGAAGUUGAUGAAUCUGCAUUCCUGUCCCCAUUUCCAGAAAAUUCACUAGAAGAGGCUUUGAAACCUUCUGUUGAAAAUAUGGAGAAUUUGGUACCUUUAGGACCAUAUCCAGCUCAAAUGUCUCAAAAUUCCUUGGCUGAUCAGUCACAUUUAUGUAAAUCCUCAGAGCUUGCAAAUUAUCAUCAGCCUGAACCACACGAUGAAGCGAUGGAGGAUUAUGACAGCAGUCUUUGGGUAAGAUAUCAGGAUUCUGGAAAGGAUGUGUCUUCCUGUGCUUCCACUGAAUCAGAGUCUGGGAUGCUCCCACCUCAGUCUCAUCUUUUAGCUAUGGAGAAAACAAAUAAGCUAUUGAGAUCUCAGCUUUCAACUGAUUCUCCUGACACUGGACGUGACUCUUGUAAAUCAAACAAAAGUUUUUCUGAUGUUUCGCAGAAUUCACUUGAUGACAAAAGCCAAGAAAAUUUACAGUCACAUCAGCCAUCAAAUAACAGAGCACCAUUUGACCUGCCAACUGUAGACACCGGAUAUGAUUCUCAGCUUUGGGAUGUCAUGGGAAUCAGGCAGUUAGAACCUCCGUUACCACUUACAUCUGUGUUUAACCCCCAGGACCUUCCAGGACCAUUAAUAUCCAGAGAGUUUCUCAGAAUUGAACCUCAGCAGUAUCCUGUAUACCAACAAAUGCUGCACCAUAAUGUUUCUCCACAAGCUCACUGGAACCUCAGAUACCAUUGUCCAGUUGUUCCACACCACCAAAAUCCAUAUGGUAGGACUCCCUACCAACAUUUUGCACAUCCCUCGCAACCACUGCCUCCUGUUCCUGGACCUUGCAUGAGAGUCAUCCAUCCUGCCCAGCAAGUAAUCCAUAACUAUUCAAAUCCUCAUGCUCCUAAAUGCAAUGGAGAAAGAGUUCCACAAAGAGAGUGCUCCUCUGUGGUACGCCCACGAUUUCCAAACCAGUUAUACAACCAGGUACCCAAUGGAGGGCUGCCACCCACGGCAAGUGCCCAAAGUGAUGCUUACCAGUGUACUUCUGACUUCGGACCUCAGGUUAACAAUUUUCUGCCCCCAGCUGCUGUCCCAAGACCUCUUAGCAAUCCUGCAGCCAGGGGAACUCUGAGAACAAGCAAUUUGCCAGAAGAGUUGCGUAAGGUUUUUAUAACCUAUUCGGUGGAUGCAGCUAUGGAGGUCAUGAAAUUUGUGAACUUUCUGCUUGUAAAUGGAUUUCAAACUGCAAUUGAUAUAUUUGAGGACACAGUACGAGGCAUUGACAUCAUUAAGUGGAUGGAACGCUACCUAGGUGAUAAGAUGGUGAUGAUAAUCAUAGCAAUCAGUCCAAAAUACAAACAGGAUGUUGAAGGGGCUGAAUCCCAGCUGGACAGGGAUGAGCAUGGCUUACAUACUAAAUACAUCCACAGGAUGAUGCAGAUUGAAUUUAUCCAACAAGGAAGCAUGAACUUUAGAUUCAUUCCUGUGCUCUUCCCAAAUGCUAAGAAGGAACAUGUGCCUACCUGGCUUCAGAACACUCACAUUUAUAGCUGGCCAAAAAAUAAGAACAACAUCUUGUUGCGGUUACUGAGAGAAGAGGAAUAUGUUGCUCCUCCAGUAGGACCUUUGCCUACACUCCAGAUUGUGCCACUAUGAACAGUUUUACAGAAAGUGCAUGACAAGUAAUUGUUAAAGGGUGAUGUUGGCAGGGAGCCAGGACUUUUCCAGGUGGCCCUUUCUGAUGAUGGAAGAUUCUCUUUCUGCUAAAGGAGUUGUCUUGGGUAAUUCAGACUCAGCUCCCUCACUUUUCCACUGUAUCAAACAUCUCUUUCUGAAGUUGAGCAGGCAUAAUUCCUCUCUCAAUUCUUAAACACAUUGCAAAUGGAAAAAAUGUCCAAUUGUAUUUUUUAUUGAUGUUUCUAAUAUUCCUCUACUAGUCUGCAACACAGCACGUAAUUACUGUAAAUUAUGUUGCAAUUAGUGUAAAACAAUUCUGCCUUCCUGUUUGCUGAGAGUUUCUUUUGUUGUUAUCCAGAUGUUCUUGCAUAUUACAGUGCUCUCAAACAAUGGAACAGACAAUAAAAUAUAUUUGCUUUUUGUAAAACUGUUUUAUUUAUUGCUGGGGAGAAAUAAUUGAGGCUUUGUGGUGGUUUGCGAGCAACCUUAAAGGACUGGCAACUGUUCAGUAAUACAUCUUUUACUCAAAGAUUAUCUUGCACUGUAUUUGAUGAGAGGGCCUGUGACUCUGGCAGACCAGGUGCCAGCUCAUGGCAAGCCUCAGGCCUCAUUGAACCAUGCAUAGAUGGAAACCAGUCUGGCUUACCUGUGGGUUAGUAUAGUUAAAAUAGAGAGACAAGGUGAGUGAGGUAAUAUCUUUUAUCGGACCAACUUCUGUUGGUGAGAGACACAAGCUUUUGAGCUAUACAGAGCUCUUCUUCAUGUCUGGGAAACAUAAUCGGAGUGUCACAGCUAAAUACAAGAUUGAACAGAUAGUUUAGCAUAGCAUAUAUUGAACACUGUUAGAUCUUGUAUUUAGCUCUGAUGCUCUUGAGUACUUUUCCCAGACUUGAAGAAGAGCUCUGUGUAGCUCGAAAGCUUGUCUCUUUCACCAACAGAAGUUGAUCCAAUAAAAGAUAUUACCUCAUCCACUUGUCUCUGUAAUGUCUUCAGAAUAACAUGGCUACAACAACACUGCAUACAACAGUGGAAGAUACAGUUAAAGUAGAUAUUAAUAUUAUAAGAGUGAGUUUGGUGUCUAGACCUUAUGAACAGUGUAGGAUGCUGCAUGUAUUGAUCUCACUUAUAACCUCUGUAACCAAUGGUAUAAAGUUAUAUUGAGUGUUUGCACUGUAAACCUCUGUAAUUAUAUAACUCACCAAACAGGAAAAGAAGCAUUAAUUAAGGUAUAGUGCUCAUCCAGCACACAAGAUGGCCCACUGAAGCCAGAUGAGCCAAUGGGUAGCAUCAAAGGACAGAGACCUUGUUGAUUGCAUUCCUCACUCCAUCCCGGAAGGGAAGGCCUGCACAUGAACUCAUCCCAUCAGUUUGGGAUCUGAGGUGAAGAAGAUAAAAAUCUCUGACAGGGAGAAACUGGGUCUCUUUCAUGCUGUCUGGACUCCGAGGGGCAAAGAUUUCUAAACAUAAGCAAGAGAUCCCCUUGCUGCUUGGCAUGAGUCAGCCCUAAAGGAUAUAUACAGCUGCUUAUUAUAGAACCUUAUGUUACCUUUUUAAAUCUUAAGACUGCAAGUAUGUGUAUGUUUUUGUGUGUGUGUAUUUCA
Molecule: messenger RNA, 3519 nt
Organism: Gopherus flavomarginatus (Mexican gopher tortoise)
Lineage: Eukaryota; Metazoa; Chordata; Testudines; Testudinidae
Gene: TRAF3IP2
Product: TRAF3 interacting protein 2
Exons: 10
Coding region: 212-1897 (561 amino acids)
Biological process (GO): humoral immune response; positive regulation of canonical NF-kappaB signal transduction
Source: RefSeq, a predicted model, not a curated record